This is a messenger RNA of Gaeumannomyces tritici R3-111a-1, 1417 nucleotides long. RefSeq lists its product as hypothetical. NCBI's taxonomy places the organism in Eukaryota, Fungi, Ascomycota, Sordariomycetes, Magnaporthales, Magnaporthaceae. Bases 1 to 1212 code for a protein of 403 amino acids. The transcript is spliced from 2 exons. The record is from RefSeq and is a predicted model, not a curated record.
AUGGCCGACUCAAGUUGCUCCUCGAUCCCCCGGACUGAAACCGAAAUAUGGGCCGAUAUAACGUCGGAGCAGGAGUACUCAGAUGCCAAUGAACUGGCCCAGGUUGAAGUUUUCAGGUCGGCCUUGCUGUCACCGGGCGCCAAUAGCACCAAGGUCGCCCGAGUAGUUGACGGUAUACAGCGCUACGUCUUCAGCCAAGAGGGACCCCACGAAUAUUGGCUCGGGUUCAUGUGGAGUCAGAUGCUUUAUGUCGCCUCGUGGUACCCUGCCGAGGGAUCGGUCCAUGAUAUUUUCCUGGAAGCGUUGGCCAUAUUCAAAAAUGGCACACCAGACACAGGCAACGACAAGGAGACUCUCAGCGAGCCGUGCUGGCCUCACCUCCCGGGAUUCGGCCGCAGCUGCGGAGAAGAUGCUUACGCCGUGGUCGACGCCAGCCCCCAGGGGCUGUGGGAGCUCGACUGGCACGCCAGCGUCACGUCCUUGAUCGCGCGCGUCGACAGCGCCGGCCUCUACCCGCUGAGGAUGGCCGCCGUCUGGCAGAUGCGCGUCUCGCUCGAGGAGCCCCUUCUCGCGUGCAAGUACUCUCGCAGGCACCGGCUCACAGCCGCACGCACGUGGAUCGUCCACGCGGCCGGCCGCAUCCUCGACUACCUGGCCACCGUCGCGGCUGCCGGCGGGGAUGCCGAGCGCGCCGAGCCCAGUGGGCUCUGGGACCCCGACCCAAUUCAUGGAAAGGGCAAAACACUGUGGCAAAACAACGACCGCCUGCAAAAGGGCACCCUGUGCGCUGGUAGGGACGACAUCGGGACUUUCAGCCUCGAGCGCUGGGAGUUCUGGAAGGCCAGGUUGGAAGAGCUCCGCGCCGAGUUUGGCGAGAUCGAGGGGGCGGAGGGCUGGGUCGACGAGAUGCUGGACAAGAUGAACGAGGUCCAGGCCGCAGCCGGGCCCUUCGAGAAACCGCGCUUGGAUGUCGACGGCGAGCAGACGCUGGUGGCUGCCAACCGCCAGGAGAAGUCGGCUGUUGUUGCUGGCAGUAGCGGGAAGGAGCCCGAGAAAGGGUCGGUGGUGGCCGCCCGUGGGGAAAAGUCGACGGACCAAGAAAGCCUGCUCAACGAUGUCGUCGAAAAGCAGCUGUCUGUGGAGAGGAAUAAGAAGAGAGGAGUGCUUGGGAGAACGAAAGACAAACUAGAAUUGGGAUGUGUAGUGUCUUGAUAAAUUCUUCUGCUUUCCUUUUGUCCGCGGUCUAGCUCAUGCGGGCGUGUCAUCGUUGUACGAUAUAUUCUUCAUAGUGCCUUCUUGCUUUUGCUCCUGCUACGCAUCACUUGUAUUUUAUUGUCUACCUUGGUACCACUCUCUGUAUUUCAUUCUUGUGUUGGCGCCAGCGAGGUACUGUCUUGCGCUUUGGCGGAUCGGUCAC